Amoebophrya sp. A120 is the source of this 164-nucleotide messenger RNA. Lineage: Eukaryota; Dinophyceae; Syndiniales; Amoebophryaceae. The record is from the annotation of a GenBank genome assembly.
CCUCUGCGCAGUCACAGCGAGAAGGCAGCUCGGAUGAGGCCGGAUGUUCUUUCGGCGAGGGCCGGCGACACACGGACUAUUAUCUGCAGCGGAUGCUUCUGACGCUCUGCCACGAUCGGCCAUGUGCAGUGUAUCUAUCGAAGGUCUUGACUCUUGAUUUCGUG